AUGAGGUGGAAAAUCCCACUGUCUCUCGUCGUCCACUGGACGGGGAUUGCCAACGCCGCCGCACUCUCCAGUAACCCACCAUGUCCAACAGAUGCCAAAGUUGUCAUCGAACAGCAACCGUUCGAGAUUCAAUGUUCCGGGAGCAUCUCCCUCUCGACCAGGACUAGGACCUACACUGAGUGGGUGACCACCACCGAUGUUGUCCAGGGUGGGACCACGUCAAAGGCAACGAUAGUUUACACCACUUCUAAUCCUCCUGGUCUUAUUACCGUCACUUCAACCGGCACUCAGACGGGAGCUACAACCAUUCCCCCAAAUAAUCCCGGCGAUCCGACCACUAUCGUCACCUAUGUUCCACCUCUGCCCACCGUCACUUCCCUCGCCAGCACCGCCGGCUUGACUACUGUUCCGCCUGGUCCAAACGGUGGCCCAUCGACCGUGGUCACCUUUGCGACAGGCCCUGUCACGGUGACCUCGUCGGCAAAGACUACCGGCCUUACCACAGUUCCUGGUUCAAAUGGAGGUCCUCCUACCGUCAUCACUUUUGCCACCACCCCGUUGGUUCCAGUGACCGUAACUUCGACCGCUUCAGUCACCGGGUUGACAACUAUUCCUCCCGGACCGAACGGAGGCUCGCCCACUAUAGUAACCUUCGUGACGCCCCCUGCUGGUCCAGUCACGAUCACCUCUUAUGCCUCCACGACCGGCUUAACAACUCUGCCUCCUGGCCCGAACGGUGGCCCCCCAACUGUCAUUACCUUUGCAACUGGGCCUCCAGGCACAGUAACGAUCACGUCUUUUGCGUCAACUACGGGCCUAAGCACCCUUCCGCCCGGUCCUAAUGGCGGCCCGACGACUGUCAUCACUUUUGCUACUACACCCCUAACCCCUGUAACUAUCACCCAGACGGCAUCCACGACCGGCUUGACAACAGUCCCUCCUGGUCCGAACGGCGGCCCCCCAACUAUCAUCACGUUCGCUACUAUACCGCCUGGUACAGUAACGAUCACUUCUACCGCAUCGACUACUGGCUUAACGACCGUUCCUCCCGGCCCCAACGGUCCCUUUACUGUCAUUACCUUUGCGACUGGGCCUCCGGGCACGGUAACGAUCACAUCUUUUGCGUCAACUACAGGCCUAAGCACCCUUCCGCCCGGUCCUAAUGGCGGCCCAACGACUGUCAUCACUUUUGCUACCACACCCCUUACCCCUGUGACUAUCACCCAGACGGCCUCCACGACCGGCUUGACAACAGUCCCUCCUGGUCCGAACGGCGGCCCGCCGACGGUCAUCACUUUUGCCACGGGACCUCUGCCUCCCGUGACGAUCACAUCGACAGGAUCAACGACCGGCCUAACCACGGUCCCGCCUGGUCCAAAUGGCGGUCCUACUACCGUCAUUACAUUCAUUACCGGUCCCCCACCAGUCACCCUUACAUCCACUGCGUCGAUAACUGGCUUGACUACCCUCCCAGUUGGACCUAACGGCGGACCUCCCACCGUUGUCACAUUCGUCACGCCUCCUCCUCAGACCCCCGUGACCAUCACCCAGACGGCAUCAACCACCGGCUUGACUACUCUUCCCCCGGGCCCUAACGGCGGCCCGCCGACAGUCAUUACCUUUGCUACCGGCCCUCCGGGUGUCACUCCUCCCGUCACAGUGACUUCGACCGGAAGUACUACCGGCCUUAUCACAAUCCCGCCCGGGCCGAACGGUGGCCCCACUACGAUCGUCACCUUGGUCACCGGUCCCCCGCCGGUUACGGUAACGUCCUUCGGAAGCACUACCGGAUUGACCACUUUACCUCCGGGUCCUAACGGAGGCCCGCCUACUAUUGUCACCUUCGCAACCACCACCCCGCCAGUGCCGGUCACAAUUACUCAGACUGGCACUACUACUGGGCUCACAACCGUUCCUCCAGGGCCCAACGGUGGACCUCCCACAGUCAUCACUUUUGCAACGGGGCCUCCUCCUGUGACUCUCACCCAGACUGCUAGCACAACCGGCCUGACAACGAUUCCCCCUGGCCCCAACGGCGGUGUCCCCACAGUCAUUACUUUCGUAACCCUUCCUCCAUUGACCCCGGUCACCCUCACUCAGACUGCGACCACCACUGGUCUCACGACAAUACCUCCUGGACCCAACGGAGGGCCACCAACAGUCAUUACAUUCGCAACGGGCCCUCCCCCCAUUACUAUUACUCGAACUGCCAGCACAACUGGUCUCACCACCAUUCCCCCUGGCCCGAACGGCGGCGUUCCUACUGUCAUCACUUUUGUAACCCUUCCGCCGCUGACUCCAGUGACUGUCACUUCAACUGGUACUACCACAGGUCUCACGACUGUGCCUCCUGGACCUAACGGUGGCCCCCCGACGGUCAUCACUAUCGUCCCAGGCCCGUCCCCAGUGACUCUCACUCAGACUGCAAGCACUACUGGUUUGACUACCGUUCCUGGCGGUCCCGGUGGUCCCAACACGGUUAUCACCUUCGUAACGACCCCGCCCCCGGUAACUCUCACUCAGACUGCAAGCACUACUGGUUUGACUACCGUUCCUGGCGGUCCCGGUGGUCCCAACACCGUUAUUACCUUCGUCACCGGCACUCCUCCAGUUACCGUCACUCAGACAGCCAGCACGACCGGCCUCACUACUUUACCUCCGGGGCCCAAUGGCGGACCGACUACUGUAGUGACCUUCGUCACCGGCACUCCCCCAGUAACCGUCACUCAGACUGCCAGCACGACCGGCCUCACUACUUUGCCUCCGGGGCCCAAUGGCGGACCGACUACUGUAGUGACCUUCGUCUCUAGCACUCCACCUGUCACUGUGACCCAGACUGCCAGCACUACUGGUCUCACCACGUUGCCUCCCGGCUCCAACGGAGGACCGACUACCGUGGUUACUUUCGUUACUGGCACUCCUCCCGUUACCGUGACUCAAACCGCCAGCACUACCGGCUUGACAACCGUUCCGCCCGGUCCCAAUGGGGGUCCCACCACCGUGAUCACCUUCGUGACGAGCCCUCCCCCAGUUACUUUGACCUCCACCGCUACUACAACUGGCCUCACAACUUUGCCCCCGGGACCUAAUGGAGGACCUCCUACUGUGGUCACUUUCGUGACCACCACCCCCCCAGUCACAAUCACAUCAACCGGCACCAACACUGGCCUGACUACAAUCCCUCCUGGAACCGCAGGCGGACCUCCCACUGUGGUGACGCUCGUGACCACUACCCCUCCAGUCACCCUCACAUCCACUGGCACAACCACCGGUCUGGUCACGAUUCCCCCCGGCCCAAGCGGUGGUCCUCCUACCGUGGUCACCAUCGUACCUCGCAUCGGUAUCAUUCGGACUUUUACUCAGACCGCCAGCCAGACCGGCGUCACGACUUUAUCAAACUCCGAUCCCUUCGGCACGACUACCGUCAUCACCUUCGUCACGGUGCCUACUGGUGCUCUGACUACUGUCACUUCGACUGGUACCCGAACUGGAGCCACAACAAUUAUUCCCACGGAUCCGGCCGGCACUACUAGUGUCAUCACAUUCGUCCCGCCAGCGACCGGAUUCGUCACGACACUCGUGUCAACGGCAACCCAGACGGGCGUCACCACUUUGCCCCAAACGGACCCCACUGGCACAACAACCGUCAUCACUUUUGUCCCUGUGACGGGAGCCAUCACAACCCUCGUAUCGACGGGUACUCGGACAGGCGUCACAACUUUACCUCAGACGGAUCCCUCUGGAACAACAACUGUGAUUACCUUCGUUCCCCCCGUGACAGGCGCGGUCACAACUCUCGUAUCGACAGGCACGCAGACGGGUGUCACAACCUUACCCCAGACGGAUCCAUCGGGCACAACAACUGUGAUUACCUUCGUUCCCCCCGUAACAGGUGCGGUCACAACUCUCGUAUCGACAGGCACGCAGACGGGUAUCACAACUUUACCUCAGACGAAUCCCUCUGGAACAACAACUGUGAUUACCUUCGUUCCCCCCGUGACAGGCGCGAUCACGACUCUUGUGUCAACGGCGAGCCAGACGGGAGUAACGACUUUGCCCCAGACAGACCCUUCCGGCACUACGACCGUCAUCACUUUUGUUCCUCCUGUUACGGGCGCAAUUACGACUCUUGUCUCUACGGCUACCCAGACGGGCGUUACGACCCUGCCCCAAACGGAUCCCGCUGGUACUACUACCGUUGUCACUUUUGUCCCCCCCCCAACGGGUGCUAUCACGACGAUCGUAUCAACCGGGACGAGGACGGGCGUAACAACUCUACCUCAAACGAAUCCCACUGGUACAACGACCGUUGUCACCUUCGUCCCCCCCGGCGCUUGUGCCACUCCGCCCGUGGAUUGUGCCGCAUCCGGCCUCACUCUCAAGCUCUACGCAAACUCGGUCCAAGUUGCCGAUGGCUAUGGAGUCUCAGACGGCCGAUCUGGAGUCGGGCCCGAUUACUACCUCACUCAGAAUGCCCUGGCUCAAGGCAGCACGAACUCAAUUUCCGUUCCCUACAAGGAUGCGAGCGGCACGACCGUCACGCCCUACACUCCCCAGACAUCAGGCUCUUCGACGGGCUUCCGGUACUACGAGGGUCUGACGCAGACGUACGGCGGCAUCACGUACAACGCCAACAACUUCACCCUCGUCUUCACCGGAUACUUCCGGCCUGAUCAGAGCGGAACGUACAACUUCUGCUACGGGUACGCCGACAACCGCGACGCUUUUUACCUUGGAGACGCUGCCUUCGCUUGCGGCAGGCCCGCGAACGCGGAUACCCCCAGGGGAGCUACUCCCCUGGCAAAGAGUUGGUUCGCUGCCGACGGAAACACCGGCUGCGCCAGCGUCAACCUCGUCGCGGGGGCCUUCUACCCGGUUCGACAGGUGUUUGGUAACUGGGGUACUCCCUCGUCUCUAAACUUCUUCUUCAACGGACCGGGCCAUGCGACGAACUCGUCUGACAUCUCGGGGCUUGCCUAUCCUGAAUCGUGCACCGCAGCCCAGCCCUCCAGCUCGUCAACAACUUCAGCCGCCAUGGGCUUCGUCACUACGAUCGUGUCGACGGCGACGCAGACCGGCGUGACCACAUUGCCCCAAACGAAUCCCGGCGGCACGACCACCGUCGUCAGCUUUGUGCCUCCGGCCACGGGUGCCGUGACCACCGUGGUCUCAACCGGAACCCAGACUGGCGUAACUACUCUGCCCCAAACUGACCCGACUGGCACGACUACCGUGGUCUCGUUCGUACCCCCAGUCACUGGCCUCGUAACUACCGUGGUCUCGACAGGUACCCAGACCGGCGUGACUACACUACCCCAAACUGACCCGGCUGGCACGACCACCGUAGUGUCAUUCAUACCUCCGGUCACUGGUGUCGUAACUACCGUGGUCUCAACCGGAACCCAGACUGGCGUAACUACUCUGCCCCAAACCGAUCCUGCCGGCACGACCACCGUGGUCUCGUUCGUACCUCCGACGGGCGCCGUGACGACCGUAAUCUCAACCGGAACCCAGACUGGCGUAACUACUCUGCCCCAAACCGACCCUGCUGGCACGACCACCGUGGUCUCGUUCGUACCUCCGACGGGCGCCGUGACGACCGUAAUCUCAACCGGAACCCAGACUGGCGUGACGACCUUGCCCCAAACCGACCCGGCCGGCACAACUACCGUAGUCACUUUCACGACGCCCAUCACCGGCGCCAUAACGACUAUCGUUUCAACGGGUACCACGACUGGCGUGACCACCCUCCCCCAGACCAACCCGGCCGGCACAACCACCGUCGUUACUAUCACGACGCCCAGCUGCACCCCGGGACUCCGAUGGGCCUACUACGGCUUCUCCCGCGCAGCCUCCGACACCGUUAGCACAGCCGGUCGCAUCCCCUACCACAACACCGACGACACCUCCAAGGCGAACUGGAAGACCACCUACUUCAACAUUCCAACUGUCCUCAAUGGCCAGACCCCGAGCAACACGGGCUACACCACGACCAUCGGCCUCGCCCAGCAGUGCGACACCACCACCCGAACGGUAUACGGUACAACGACAAGCGGCCAGUCCAACUUCAUGAUCGUUCAGCACAUCGGCUACUUCCACCCUCUCACCACCGGCACCUACACUUUCAGCUUCAGCGGCGUGGAUGACGGCGUCUAUCUCUGGCUCGGCCAGGGCAGUGCCGCGAAGACGGGCUUCACUAACGCGAACGCGCAGAAGAACGUCGAUUACUACGACACGAGCAGCUCCGGCACGUACACGUUCGCAGCAACUGCGGGGCAAUACUACCCCAUCCGUCUCCUCUUCGUCAACGCUCAGCAGUGCGGUCUGUUCAAUUUCUCGCUCACGAACCCCUCCGGUGGCGUCGUCGUCUCCAACACCCAGGCCGUCACGAACAACCAACUCGUGUUCAGCUGUCCCACCAUCGCGGACGCUCAACCAUUCAAUUUCUAA
Colletotrichum paranaense is the source of this 6450-nucleotide messenger RNA. RefSeq lists its product as uncharacterized. Bases 1 to 6450 code for a protein of 2149 amino acids. Lineage: Eukaryota; Fungi; Ascomycota; Sordariomycetes; Glomerellales; Glomerellaceae. The transcript is spliced from 2 exons. The record is from RefSeq and is a predicted model, not a curated record.